Fulmarus glacialis (Northern fulmar) is the source of this 879-nucleotide messenger RNA. It is a transcript of the gene STX19, whose product is annotated as syntaxin 19. Gene Ontology annotation, biological process: exocytosis; intracellular protein transport; synaptic vesicle fusion to presynaptic active zone membrane. Gene Ontology annotation, molecular function: SNARE binding; SNAP receptor activity. The record is from RefSeq and is a predicted model, not a curated record. The transcript has a single exon. Gene Ontology annotation, cellular component: endomembrane system; synaptic vesicle; plasma membrane. The coding region runs from base 1 to 879 and encodes 292 amino acids. Lineage: Eukaryota; Metazoa; Chordata; Aves; Procellariiformes; Procellariidae.
AUGAGAGACCGCCUCCAAGAGUUUAAACUGAGAGCUAAGGAACUACAGAUAGCUAGAGAAAACAACGGUGCAACUGUACAAGAAGAAGAGCAGGAGGAGUUUGAACAGCAGGCCAUUAUUUAUGAAAAAGAGCCCAUAACUGAAAGGCACUUGCAUGAAAUCCAGAAGCUUCAGAAUGAAAUUAAUAAUUUGGUGGAGGAAGUUCAUAAAUUCAGUCAACAACAAAAAAGCCUAGUAUCUUCAAUGAGAAGAUUCAGUAUUCUUAAAAAGGAAUCUAACAUAGCAAGAGAAAUAAAAAUUCAAGCAGAGCACAUACGAAAAUGUUUGGAUGACCUGUCAAAAACAGUGAAAAAAGCUGAAAAUGAACAUGGGCCAUCACGUGCCACAGUAAGAAUUCUAGCUUCCCAGCACUCUUUCUUAUCCCAGCGCUACCUAAAUGCUAUGCUCUCAUACAACGAUGCUAUAACUGCUAAGCAAGAGAAAUGCAGAACAUUUAUUGUCCGUCAGCUUGAAGUAGCUGGUAAAGAGGUAUCUGAAGAAGAAGUCAAUGACAUGCUCCAACAAGGAAAAUGGGAGAUUUUCAAUGAAAAUCUACUCACUGAAGUCAAAAUUACCAAAGCCCAGCUUUCAGAGAUUGAACAGCGACACAAAGAACUAGUCAAUCUGGAGAACCAGAUCAAAGACUUAAAGGAACUUUAUAUCCAGAUAUCAGUUCUGGUGGAAGAGCAAGGGGAGAUGAUCAACAACAUUGAAAUCAGUAUGAACAACACUCAAGAAUACACUCAAAUAUCUAAAGAAAAAUUUGGGCUUGCAGUCAAGUAUCGAAAAAGAAACCCUUGCAAAGCAGUAUGCUGCUGGUGUUGUCCAUGCUGCAAAUGA